ACGGAAGUAGACACUAUGAUGUGUUGUUUAGCGUACAUAAACAUUAAACGAAGCAUUUUACCUGCUAAAGAUUUACUGACGUCUAGCACAUAUUUACAAUUUGGUUCUAUUUGUCUUUUAAGGAUUCAGAUACAUCCAUUUUCAGUUAGGGAAUGGCUGGGUGCAUCUGUAUUGUAUUGAAAGAGCAUUGAAGAUUUGUCAUGACCAUGGGACGUAGGAGGGGAGGUCACACUCCUAAAACACCCCAGUCCCUGGUUACACACUCCUCCAGCACAUGCAGACACUCGGAUAAAGAGGAAAGUUUAAAGCACAGAAUAUGUAUGGUUUCAGACUUUUUCUACCCAAACAUGGGGGGUGUAGAGAGUCACAUCUACCAGCUCUCACAGUGCCUCAUAGAAAAAGGACAUAAGGUUGUCAUAGCAACACAUGGUUAUGGAGACCGCCGAGGAGUUCGCUAUCUGACCAAUGGACUGAAGGUGUAUUACCUACCCCUGCAGGUCAUGUAUAAUCAGUCUACAGCCACCACCUGCUUCCUCAGUUUGCCACUGCUUAGGUGCGUGUUUGUGCGUGAACGCAUCACAAUCGUGCACGCUCACAGCUCAUUUUCUGCAAUGGGCCAUGAUGCUCUUUUCCAUGCCAAAACAAUGGGACUCAAUACUGUAUUUACAGAUCACUCUCUCUUCGGAUUUGCCGACCUGAGCUCCGUACUGACUAAUAAACUGCUGAACGUCUCAUUAUGUGACACAAGUCAUAUUGUGUGUGUGUCAUACACUAGUAAAGAGAACACUGUUCUGCGGGCCGCCCUUGCCCCAGAGAUUGUCUCUGUCAUCCCGAAUGCGGUGGACCCCACUGACUUCACCCCUGAUCCCUGUCGGCGUGAUAACAGCAAGAUCACCAUUGUGGUCAUUAGUAGAUUGGUUUACAGAAAAGGGAUUGAUUUACUAAGUGGCAUCAUUCCUGAACUAUGUGGAAAGCACCCAGAUCUCUGCUUUCUGAUUGGUGGAGAGGGACCCAAAAGAAUCGUUCUGGAAGAAGUUCGAGAAAAGUAUCAGCUACAUGAUAGGGUUCGUCUACUAGGUGCUCUGGAUCAUAAAGAUGUGAGAGAUGUUCUUGUUCAGGGUCAUAUAUUUCUCAACACUUCUCUUACUGAGGCCUUCUGUAUGGCAAUAGUGGAGGGAGCCAGUUGUGGGCUGCAGGUGGUAAGCACUCGGGUUGGAGGUAUACCUGAGGUCCUACCCAACGAGUUAAUGACACUGUGUGAACCAACAGUUCGAUCAAUCUGUGAUGGGCUAGAAACUGUUAUUGCAAACAUCCGCACAGGAAAUGUGGCGUCUCCUGCUACCAUCCACCGUAAGGUCCGAACCCUCUACACCUGGAGAAAUGUUGCUGAUCGCACAGAAAAGGUGUAUAACCGUGUAUGCAGGGAGCCAGUUCUGUCACUGCCUGAUCGAUUACACAGAUUGCAGAAUCACUGUGGGCCUGUAGCUGGAUUAGUUUUUUCCAUUUUUGCUGUUCUUGACUUCCUUUUCCUGCUGUUUUUGCAGUGGCUUCGCCCAGAUCACCUGAUUGAUGUUGCUGUAGAUGCAUCUGGCCCCCACAGUCGUUUGGGGCAGAACUUUAGUAAGACGAAAAGUAAAAUAGCAAACCCAACCUCUGUGUCCUAACUGACCUAUGAUCUAACAUUACCUUAUUGUAGUUCACCGAAAAUGGUUUGUCACUCCAAACCCCUAUACUGUAUGUAUUUUUUUUUGUUAAACAAAAUAGGAUUUUUUUAUUCAGAUAUUUUACAUUCAACGACAGUUUAUAGGAAAUUUUCAAAUGAAGCAUUCUGUUAAGAUGCUUUUAAUAAUCCUUUCAAUCCAGGUUGCAAAUAGGAUGAAUUACAUGAAUUGGACUGAUCCGCUUCUUGAAUAUAAAUCACUGAUCUAGUAACAGCAAUUCUCUGAUGCUGGAAAGUCAGUGAAUUAUCAGAUUAUAAGUUAAAAGGUACAUAUUUAUAGUAUUAUAUGUGAAUAUUUCCCUAAAUAUUAUGGUUUGUAUUGUUUCAGAAAAGAAACAUCUUAUUUGGUUUGAUAUAACAUGAGAGUGUGCAGAAAACACAAGUUUCUUUCGAGGUGAACAUUUCCUUUAUAUUAGUCUUAUUUUUACCUUUACUGGUAAAGGCAGGAUGCAAAUAAAGUAAGUACAGAUGUGCACAACUAACCUGUUUACAUUUCUGAAUAAAAUAAUAACCUCAGGUGUCUAUGAAGCUUUUAAUAGCCGUCCACUCUUGCUUUAAAUUUAGGACUCUUUCAAACUGGUUUUGUGUAUGGUACACCAUUAUUUUAUACUUCCCUUUUAUGUUAAUAUUUAUAAAUGUGAUUGACUGUGACAAGCUUUCUUACUGCCUGAAUUGUUUUUUUUUUACAUAAUCUACAAUAAAUAUUGAUAACAAGCUUG
Paramisgurnus dabryanus is the source of this 2439-nucleotide messenger RNA. It is a transcript of the gene piga, whose product is annotated as phosphatidylinositol glycan anchor biosynthesis, class A. Gene Ontology annotation, cellular component: glycosylphosphatidylinositol-N-acetylglucosaminyltransferase (GPI-GnT) complex. Gene Ontology annotation, biological process: GPI anchor biosynthetic process. The record is from RefSeq and is a predicted model, not a curated record. Lineage: Eukaryota; Metazoa; Chordata; Actinopteri; Cypriniformes; Cobitidae. Gene Ontology annotation, molecular function: phosphatidylinositol N-acetylglucosaminyltransferase activity.